AUGAAACAAUACUUAGCUGAUCAGACCGAGGAAAAUUUGGUUGAAUUCAAGAGAGUGACUAAUAGGAUAAAAAGAAAACUGAGGAAAAUUAAAACAGAUUCAUUUAAAAGUUACUGUGAAAACUUAAAUUUUUCCAAAGGUAUUCAGAAUGUCUGGAAAUCAGUCAAGGGUCUUAUUUCCAAAAACCAGGCAACUUCUAACAGUACAUAUACUGAUACAAAUAAUCCGGCUCUCCUAGAACUCCAGAAUGGUCUUGUUAAAGAAUAUAUUCCACUUAGGACACACAUCUUACUUCCUGUAACAGAACCUGAACAUCCGAUGAAUGUUGAGUUUAGCAUGACAGAAUUUCAGUCAGCUUUAGAAAUUUCUAACUCAAAAUCGGCUCCAGGUAUGGAUUCAAUUACAUUUGAUAUUAUUAAGCGAUUGCCGGCUAAUGUCAAAAAAUUUUAUUUACAGCUAUUCAAUAAAAUGUUUUAUCUAGGAAAUUUUCCGGAGUCUUGGAGGGACACUUUAGUGAGAUUUAUCCCCAAAGGAGGGGGAGGUUUUAGACCUAUUUCGCUCACUUCUUGCUUUUCUAAAUUGUUUGAACGUCUAGUCAACAGAAGGUUGGAGCAUUUGUCGGAGUCACGGGACUGGCUGCCGUGUUUUCAGUUUGGUUUCAGGAGGGGAAGAUCGGCUGUUGAUGCGGUAUCCUGUCUAGUCUCUGAUAUUUAUCGGUCAUUUGGAGAAAAAAAGAAUAUGGUUGCUCUUGCCUUGGAUAUCAAGGGGGCGUUUAGCUGUAUUUAUCCAGAUAAAAUAAUCCAAGAAAUGAUUGACCUAGAUGUUCCUGGUAGGUUGAUAAAUUUUGUAAGUUUUUUAAUUACCAAAAAGAAUCUUCAUUUUUCUCUUGAUAGAAGCAAGGUUAGGUAUUCAGGAGUGGGGUUACCACAGGGGGGUGUUCUUUCACCUUUUCUGUUUAGUUUGGCGUUAAGAAAAAUAGAGAGAUGUUUGGGUCGAGAUACAAAGAUUCUUAUGUUUGCGGAUGAUAUUUUUAUUUAUGUUGUUGAUGAAAAUGUUGAUAGUGCAAAGGCGAUGAUAGUGCAAUCAUUUAAUUCGGUGUCAGGUUGGUUACUGGAAUUCGGUUUGGAAAUAUCAAUUCCUAAAACCCAAUUCAUUAUAUUUAAAAAGAGUACGAAGGUAGCCGCUUCUGAACAGUCCAUAAUAUUAAAUCAUCAAAGUCUAAAGGCUAGUAAGAAAGUUAAGUAUUUAGGAAUUAUAUUGGACCACAAAUUGUUGUGGAAUCAUCAUAUAAAUUAUCUGAUUUCAAGAAUUUCUAGGGCAAACAACGUAAUAAAAGUUUUGGCAAAGGUUUCAUCAGGUCCAUCACCGGAAGUUUUGCGAGUUGUCUGUAAGGGAUUAAUGGAGGCAAUUGGCAAUUGGGGAGUUUCAUUGUUUUGGAAGGCGGCACAGACUCAUUUGAAAGGGUUGGAUAAGGCUAUAUUCUCUUCUAUUAGGGUGGCUACUGGCCUUCUGAUGUCUACUCCAAUUGCGAUAUUGCUGUCCGAGUUUGGUUUCAUACAUCCCGGCCUGGUUAGGGCAGAAAGAGCCCAGCAGACGGUUUUGCGUAAUGCACAGUGGCAGCUCCAUCCUACUCUGAUGAGCUUAAAGUCAUUGAGUCGAGAUUUGGAUGGUUUUUCAUUGAAGUUGCCUAGGGAAAGUCUGGGAGUAUUGUGUUCGUAUUGGGCGGCUGAAGGGCUUAUGGAUAUGAUGUGGCCAACAGAGCGAGCAUCUUAUUUUGAUCUGGAGUGGUCAAGGAUUCAGUUUGGUGAACAGGCAGACUCAAUUACAGGUCUUCUGUGGAAGGACGAUCAGAAUACAGAAAUACCUUUCCGGGAAUAUCUUAACGAAGAAUGCGGAAACAAUUUGCUCAUAUAUACUGAUGCUUCACUAAAUCCAAGCACGCUCAGGUCGGCCAUCGCAUUUUAUAUUCCCGAAAUGAACAUUCAGUAUGGAGUUAGGGUAUCAUCCUUCCAUACGGUCAAGUCAUUGGAAUUAUUGGCUAUGUUCGCUGCGGCACAAUUUUCAAGGACUUUUGAGUUAAAAAACAUACUAUUGAUUUCAGAUUCUAGGAAUGCGGUUUCUGAAAUGGGCAAACCCUUGUUGGGGAAUUAUGAGGUUUCAAGGAUCGUCCAAGAACUAAAAUUAACAUUUGAAUUGUAUCGCAAUCAGGGUUUAGGUGAGGUAAAAAUAUUAUGGAUACCUAGCCAUAGUGGAAUUACUGGCAAUGACAGAGCGGAUUAUUUGGCAAGAACAGCUACUGAGUUUCCAACAGUUGCAAGAAAUAAAGUAGAUUACGCUGAUCUUAAAUUAUCAAUCAAGAAGGAUAUUGAGUUUUGGGGUGUUCUUUGUUGGUCAUAUGGUUCUAUUGCGGAUUCUACUAAUAUAUAUUAUGAAUUUGUCAAUGUCAAAACUGCUAGGCCAUGGUUUAAGAACCUUAAAAUCUGCCGAAGAAUGGUAUGUCUAAUUAAUAGAAUUAGGUCAGGUCAUUUUCUCACGGCAGAAUACUUUCAGAGAUUCAAUUGGAAUGUUACUUUUGAUUGCCUUUGCGGAUUUGAAUAUAUGGAUAUAAGACACCUUCUAUGUGAUUGUCCUCUUUACAGGCGCGGUAGAGAUCGUUUCCUAAGAUUCUUAUCGGUGACUAAUACAACGACAAAUGAUCCAGUCUUUAAUUUAAGAGAGACCGCCCUCUCUAUGAGAAAUGGUACAGUAACUGAAGUUCAAAAAUUUUUCUUACAGACAAAAUUAAAUUGGUAA
Molecule: messenger RNA, 2793 nt
Organism: Leptopilina boulardi
Lineage: Eukaryota; Metazoa; Arthropoda; Insecta; Hymenoptera; Figitidae
Exons: 1
Coding region: 1-2793 (930 amino acids)
Molecular function (GO): RNA-DNA hybrid ribonuclease activity; nucleic acid binding
Source: RefSeq, a predicted model, not a curated record